Messenger RNA from Dovyalis caffra, 1050 nucleotides. The record is from the annotation of a GenBank genome assembly. NCBI's taxonomy places the organism in Eukaryota, Viridiplantae, Streptophyta, Magnoliopsida, Malpighiales, Salicaceae.
AUGGCAACUCUCACUCAUUCUAGUAGCUUUACCCACCUCUUCACAAAACUCUCCCUUAAACCCAAAAAAUUCACAUCCCCUUCAAGAAUCCGCAUGUCUCUUCAAGAAAACGCCCCCUCUCUCGCUGUCGUUGGUGUAACUGGUGCAGUCGGCCAAGAAUUCCUCUCUGUCCUCUCUGACCGUGACUUCCCUUACGGUUCUAUUAAAAUGCUGGCCUCCAAGCGCUCUGCUGGCAAGCAGAUCACUUUCGAAGACAGAAACUACACGAUUGAAGAGCUAACUGAGGAUAGCUUUGAUGGGGUUGAUAUUGCCCUUUUUAGUGCUGGUGGGUCCAUUAGUAAGCAUUUUGGGCCGUUGGCUGUGGAGAAGGGAACCAUUGUGGUGGACAAUAGCUCGGCUUUUAGAAUGGAAGAAGGGGUUCCUUUGGUGAUCCCUGAGGUUAAUCCAGAGGCUAUGAAAGGGAUUAAAGUUGGGAUGGGAAAGGGUGCUUUGAUUGCCAAUCCAAAUUGUUCAACUAUUAUUUGUUUGAUGGCUGCUACUCCUUUGCAUAGGCAUGCCAAGGUGAAACGAAUGGUUGUUAGUACAUAUCAAGCAGCCAGUGGUGCUGGUGCUGCUGCAAUGGAAGAGCUUGAGUUGCAGACUCGUGAGGUCUUGGAAGGAAAACCACCCACUUGCAACAUCUUUAAGCAACAGUAUGCUUUUAACUUGUUUUCACACAAUGCACCUAUUCUAUCAAAUGGGUACAAUGAAGAAGAAAUGAAAUUAGUUAAAGAAACCAGAAAGAUCUGGAAUGACAUGGAUGUUAAAGUCACUGCUACAUGUAUACGUGUUCCUGUCAUGCGUGCACAUGCUGAAAGUGUUAAUCUUCAAUUUGAGAAGCCCCUUCUUGAGGAUACAGCAAAAUCUAUUUUGAAGAGUUCUCCUGGGGUGGUGGUUAUUGAUGACCGAGCAUCUAAUCACUUUCCUACACCUUUGGAGGUAUCAAACAAAGAUGAUGUUGCAGUUGGCAGGAUUCGUCAUGAUGUUUCGCAAGACGGAUAUAGUGGGUAA